Molecule: messenger RNA, 1314 nt
Organism: Etheostoma cragini (Arkansas darter)
Lineage: Eukaryota; Metazoa; Chordata; Actinopteri; Perciformes; Percidae
Exons: 2
Coding region: 16-999 (327 amino acids)
Source: RefSeq, a predicted model, not a curated record
UCGAGAGGAAUAAUCAUGGGCUCUUAUUUCUCACAAGAGGAAUUUGACAGUGUUGCUCGUAUGAUUUAUAAAAACGUUUUACAGAAUGGACCAUGCCUCCUGCCAGAUGUUGGAAUAGAUGACUCUCUGCUGAGAUAUUCUGGUACCGACUCCAACGCGGCGCUGCAGGCGUUCUCUACUGAGAUGCUCAACACGGUGCCAGGUUACGCCCGCAGCCUGGGAUCUGUUUUGGCUCCGAUGACUUCAGUCCCGAAUGCUGUUGGACUUGGAGCUUUGGUGAUUUCCUUAAUCAUAGAGCUCGUCAUAAAGGGCGGCUCUCAGCCAGGUGAUAACACAUACAGCAUGUUACGCCGUGUGUUUGGGGAAGAGAAAGCUUCAAGUGUCAGAUCCACAAUGUCCGAGUAUCUGAAACGCCAUCGCAUGUUCAUGAACAAUGACCAACGAUUACGUGAGGAAAUGAGGAGACUGGAACAGCAGCUGAGCAACCACCUCACCAUCCUCAGAUACUCCCUGCGGUAUGACGGACAGAUGAGCAGCCGCGGGUUCAAGUUCUGGGUCAACGGAGCCGCCUUCCACGUCCAGAUGUUGAUCCACGAGGCUCGGCUGGAUGUUAAGACUGGUACACCUGCAUCAGACUACGUAAAAACUAUCGAAGCUGCCAUCGAUUUGUACACGCAGGACCUGGAUCGUCUGCUGGAGAAACACAAGACCUUCAAGAUCAAUUCUAAUGUGUGUACAUAUGUCCACAUCUACGGCCCUCACAACCCAGGAAACUAUUAUAUGACAAACAAUGAAAUUAAAGACUGUAGUGUGUUUGUUGAUUAUAAUCGUCUUAACCCAUGUAAUGGACCAGAGGGUCUGACAAGUUUUAUGAAUAUUGUUUACUCUAAUUAUGAACCGAUUAAAGGCUUAAAGAGUUAUUUUUUAAAUACCAAGAACAACCUCAACUCUCUAAUCAAUCAAGGUGGAUCAUUCACUGUGCCGUCAGCAGCAGGUUAGUUCAGAUAUUUCGGAUUAAUGAUUGAUUUAACCCUUGGAUGGUAUUCAGGUCAAAUUGACCCAUUUCAAAUCUUUACAAGAAGAAAAAUGGUACAAGUUAAAUUUUUUCUACAUGAAAAUUAGCGUCUUUUCCUUAUUUUCUGUGAUAAACAGGUAUUUCCGAUUCAAUGUAGAGAAUUAUUCUGGAUAUACAGUAACACUUAUGUUUUUUCCACAGUGGACUUUUAACAUGAAUUAUAACUUAUGACAAAAAACAAACCCCACUUCCAUUUUUAAUAGUGUGCUAGUAGAGACUGAUGCAUUCCCUGAACAUAU